Molecule: messenger RNA, 1936 nt
Organism: Cebus imitator (Panamanian white-faced capuchin)
Lineage: Eukaryota; Metazoa; Chordata; Mammalia; Primates; Cebidae
Gene: CCNA1
Product: cyclin A1
Exons: 9
Coding region: 467-1732 (421 amino acids)
Biological process (GO): mitotic cell cycle phase transition; regulation of cyclin-dependent protein serine/threonine kinase activity
Cellular component (GO): cytoplasm; nucleus; cyclin A2-CDK2 complex
Molecular function (GO): cyclin-dependent protein serine/threonine kinase regulator activity
Source: RefSeq, a predicted model, not a curated record
AACGCCGCAGCGACUGCACUCGGGGCCGCGUCGCUGGGACCCGGCCGCCGCCGGGCAGGAAACGCAGGGGUGUGAGCCGACCCGGAGCGAGCCGCGCCCUCGGGCCGGUGUGUGCAGGGCGCCGCGGCCUGCGCAGCCCCGAGGGCCCCGCGUCGCUCUCCCGAGCCAGGGUUCUCAGGAGCGGGCCGCGCAGAAGACGUUAGCCAGGGCAGUUCGCGGCUGUUGGGAGAACGGGUCACGGAAACAGUCCCUUCCCCAGCCGCUGCAAUCGUGGGGUGGGCGAGUCCGCCCUUCCAGGCCGGGGGCGCGUGCCACGACGGCGGCGGCCGACCCCAGCUCGCCCGGGCGGAGACGCGCAGCGGGAGCUGGAGGCCGCCGCCCGUUGGUCCCUCAGGGGCCUGAACGCCCCGGGGUCGCGGCGCGUCCAGCCAGAGCUAGUCAGCAGCAGCUCGUGGAAUCUGAGGCAAUGCACUGCAACAACCCCAAGAGUGGAGUUGUGCUGGCUACAGUGGCCCGAGGUCCCGAUGCUUGUCAGAUACUCACCAGAGCCCAGGUGGGCCAGGAUGCCCCGCAGAGGACGGUGCUAGGGCUGCUCACUGAAAAUGGGCAGUACAGGAGGACCUGUGGCCAGGGGAUCACAACAAUCAGGUGUUUUUCUGGAUCAGAAAAUGCCUUCCCUCCAGCUGGAAAGAAAGCGCUCCCUGAUUGCAGGGUCCAAGAGCCCCCCAAGCAAGGGUUUGACAUCUACAUGGAGGAACUAGAGCAGGGCAAUGGAGACAGCUGCUCAGGCAGAGAGGGGAUGGCGUUUGAGGAUGUGUAUGAAGUAGAUACCAGCACACUCAAGUCAGACCUGCACUUCCUGCUGGAUUUCAACACAGUUUCCCCUAUGCUGGUAGAUUCAUUGCUCCACUCCCAGCCUGAAGAUACAUCUGAUCUUGACACAGAUGUGAUAAGUGUGACUGAAUAUGCUGAAGAAAUUCAUCAGUACCUUAGAGAAGCUGAAAUAAGGCACAGACCCAAAGCACACUACAUGAGGAAGCAACCGGACAUCACAGAGGGCAUGCGCACGAUUCUGGUGGACUGGCUGGUGGAGGUUGGGGAAGAAUAUAAGCUUCGAGCAGAGACUCUGUACCUGGCUGUCAACUUCCUGGACAGAUUCCUUUCGUGUAUGUCUGUUCUGAGAGGGAAAUUGCAGCUCGUAGGAACAGCAGCUAUUCUUUUGGCUUCGAAAUAUGAAGAGAUAUAUCCUCCCGAAGUAGACGAGUUUGUCUAUAUAACUGAUGAUACAUACACAAAACGACAACUGUUAAGAAUGGAACACUUGCUUCUGAAAGUUCUAGCUUUUGAUCUGAUGGUACCAACCACCAACCAAUUUCUCCUUCAGUACUUGAGGCGACAGGGAGUGUGCAUCAGGACAGAGAACCUGGCUAAGUAUGUAGCAGAGCUGAGUCUACUUGAAGCGGACCCAUUCUUGAAAUAUCUUCCUUCAUUGAUAGCUGCAGCAGCUUUUUGCCUGGCAAACUACACCGUGAACAAGCACUUUUGGCCAGAAACCCUUGCUGCAUUUACAGGGUAUUCAUUAAGUGAAAUUGUGCCUUGUCUGAGUGAGCUUCAUAAAGCGUUCCUCGGCAUACCCCAUCGACCUCAGCAAGCAAUUAGGGAGAAGUAUAAGGCUUCAAAGUACCUGCAUGUGUCUCUCAUGGAACCACCUGCAGUUCUCCCUCUACAGUAAGUUUCCAAAUGGAAGCACUUCUGGGCCUUAACCUCCACAUCAGAAGUGCCAUUAAUUUUCAUAGGUUUCUGCAGGCUGGAUCAGCUAAUGUUGCUACGCUAUAGAUGACCUUUGAAAAAUGUAAAUGUACUUAGGUUUCCUUAGACUUUAGUAGCUUGUGAUAUUGUCCAACAUUUUUAAAAGAAUAAACUGCUCGUCUUAUGA